Molecule: messenger RNA, 714 nt
Organism: Pneumocystis carinii B80
Lineage: Eukaryota; Fungi; Ascomycota; Pneumocystomycetes; Pneumocystales; Pneumocystaceae
Exons: 5
Coding region: 47-670 (207 amino acids)
Source: RefSeq, a predicted model, not a curated record
UAGGAGUUAUUAUAAGGGAGAAAUAUUUUUGAAAAACUAUUAAUAGAUGGAGAAUAUAUCAAAAGAUGUACCUAUUUCUAAGGAAAAACCAUUUUCAGUACCAUUUUCAGUUAAAAAUUAUUCUACAAAUUCAGGCACGAUUCCAAUAUCAGCAGUAGCAGAAUUACAUAAUGCACUUGAAUCGGAACAAGAAGCGAUCACGAAUAGCCUGCUUAAGCGUUUAGACCAACUUAAAUGUGACAAAAUUCGUAUUGAAUCAGAACUCGAAAUUGAAAGUGAAAAUAUUAUGAACAAAUUAACACGGGAAUUAAAUCAAUUGCGUACUUCACAAAACCACUCUUCAGGACCUUUAAGUUCUCCAAAACAGUCAUCUAUUAGCUUUUCAACAAAUACUCUUAAUUCUCCAACACGUCAUGUACUUCCAAAAAGAGAUGUUAUACCUACUUCACUAGUUCAACCAUCUUUACCUUCUCGCUUAACAAAUGAAAUCAUACAUAAUUCAAGCACUAUUGAAACACUUAAAACGGAAAAUAAUACAUUAAAAACCCAGCUUAAAGCAUUAAAUGUGGAAUAUACUGAUCUUAAAUCAGAAAGAGAUUUUCUUAAAAAGAAAUUAGAUGAAAUAUGCCAGACAUAUAAUAUUUCUAUAGAUGAUGUCAUAUCGACUUAAUUUUAAUAUCAAAUAUAUUUUAUAUAAUGAAUUUUGCUUUUUCA